Messenger RNA from Cornus florida, 1160 nucleotides. Its product is annotated as vacuolar iron transporter 1. NCBI's taxonomy places the organism in Eukaryota, Viridiplantae, Streptophyta, Magnoliopsida, Cornales, Cornaceae. The transcript is spliced from 4 exons. Gene Ontology annotation, biological process: intracellular manganese ion homeostasis. Gene Ontology annotation, cellular component: vacuolar membrane. The coding region runs from base 189 to 929 and encodes 246 amino acids. Gene Ontology annotation, molecular function: iron ion transmembrane transporter activity; manganese ion transmembrane transporter activity. The record is from RefSeq and is a predicted model, not a curated record.
ACCAACAAAUCUAAAAAGCCAUCGCCCGACACCCACCAUUGGAAUAUAUGCACAACACCGCUAUUAAAGAGGCUUUUCUGUUUGUACUCUCUCUCAUUACUCACUCACUUCCUCUCUCUCUCUCAUAACAACCACCAAAACAAGUAGGUAGAGAGAGAGAAAAAGCUUGAGAGAUUCAGUUGCAAUUAAUGGCGCAGAUUGGGACCACCCCUGAAUCAGAAUCAGAGAAGUUGCUUUUGAAUCAGCACACUGAGAAGCACUUCACCGCCGGCGAGGUCGUCCGUGACAUCAUCAUCGGCGUUUCGGAUGGCCUCACCGUUCCCUUUGCCCUCGCCGCCGGACUCUCAGGUGCCAACGCUACUUCGUCCGUCAUUCUCACCGCCGGCAUCGCCGAGGUCGCCGCCGGCGCCAUCUCCAUGGGACUCGGCGGGUAUCUAGCGGCCAAGAGCGAAGCUGAUCACUACAUAAAGGAACUCAAGAGAGAACAAGAAGAGAUCAUCACUGUCCCUGACACAGAGGCUGCUGAGGUUGCGGAGAUAUUGGCACAGUACGGUGUAGAGCCGCAUGAGUAUAGGCCGGUGGUGAAUGCUCUCAGGAAAAACCCACAAGCAUGGCUUGAUUUUAUGAUGAAGUUCGAACUUGGAUUGGAGAAGCCGGAUCCAAGGAGAGCACUCCAGAGCGCGCUGACAAUCGCAAUUGCUUACAUCGUGGGUGGAUUAGUACCCCUUUUCCCUUACAUGUUCAUCCCAGUUGCUAGUAAGGCUGUGAUUGCAUCGAUCGUUGUAACCUUGGGGGCAUUGCUAAUCUUUGGCUAUGCAAAGGGUUACUUCACCGGAAAUAAACCGAUUAGGAGCGCUCUGCAGACUGCUCUGAUUGGAGCCAUUGCGUCUGCAGCUGCCUUUGGCAUGGCCAAGCUUGUCCAACCAUAGACACCACACCCGGUGUCAUCAUCCAAUAAAAAAGCAGCUGCUCUUUCGACACAGUCGUUUAGCUUCCUUCAAACUUCAUUUUAUUUUAAUCAUGUUUGCUGCAGAAUUAUGAGCCAUCAAUCUUAGCAUGGUAAAUAUUAGUUCAUGUUGGUUAUGUUGCUUUUUGGUCCUUGGUGAUGGAUGGUUGUUUUAUUGUCCUUCUCAAUGAGGCUUUUAGUUUUGUUCCAAUUA